Microthlaspi erraticum is the source of this 1455-nucleotide messenger RNA. Lineage: Eukaryota; Viridiplantae; Streptophyta; Magnoliopsida; Brassicales; Brassicaceae. The record is from the annotation of a GenBank genome assembly.
AUGGGUUUGGAUUCGGAUCUCUCGCUCUCCGGUUCCGGCUCCGAUCAUGUCAACUUCGGGUUCGCUUUCAACGACGUUAAUUUCUCCGAUCGUCUUCUCCGCAUCGAAAUCGCCCACGGCGGCGAGGUUAGUCGUGCGAGCGACGUCGGUUGUGUUAGAGAUCGCAAACGCAGGAGGGAAGAAGACGAAGAUGUCAACAACAAUGAGACCCAUAAAGGUGGUGAAGAUGAGACUACUAAUCCUUCAGUUAAAGAGUUACAUAUAAGCUCUCCGAUAUUAGCAGCCAAAAGCCCAUUCUUUUACAAGCUCUUCUCUAAUGGGAUGCUUGAAUCAGAGCAAAAACAUGUGACUUUGAAAAUAGAUGCUUCUGAGGAAGCUGCUGUAAUGGAGCUCUUGAAAUUCAUGUACAGCAAUUCACUGACAUUGACGAACGUCCCUGCUCUGCUCUCUGUUCUAAUGGCAGCUGACAAGUUUGAGGUCGCUUCUUGUAUGAAGCAUUGCUGCAGUUUGCUGCGAACUAUGCCCAUGACAUUAGACUCUGCAUUGCUUCUUCUUCAUCUUCCUCCGACUCUGAUAAUGGCUGAUUCAGUCAAGCCUUUGGUCAAUUCCGCAAGGCGAUUCAUCGCCUCUCGCUACAAGGACAUAUCCAAUUCGCCAGUAGAGGAGGUGAUGGCUUUACCGUUGAUAGGUAUCAAGAUACUACUAGCGAACGACGAUCUACAAGUUUCGUCUGAAGACGUUGUGUACGAGCUUGUCUCGAGAUGGUUAAGAUUACACUACUCAGGUGUUAGAGAGCGUCAAGAUGUCCUCGCCUCUCAUCUCGCUCGCUUCAUCCGUUUCCCUCACAUGUCAUGUCAGAGACUCAAGAGAAUGUUGCUCUCGGACGACUUUAGACCUUCCAUCGCAAAGUCAAUAGUCCUUGACGCUCUCUUUUUCAAAACCGAUUCAUCGGACGACCGUCCCGCGGCCUCCUCGCUUAACCGCCGGUUAGUGGAACGAGCCUACAAUUUCAAACCCAUCAAGACGGUGGAGUUCGAGGCUCCACGACAGCAUUGCAUCGUCUACAUGGACUUCAAACGCAGAGAAUGCGAGAGCCUGUAUCCAUCUAGGUGGACAAUGUCUCAGGCGUUUCAGUUAGGAGGACGAAUGUUUUACCUCUCAGCGCACUGCACCAUGGACCAGCUCAGCUUGUCUCCCUGUUUCGGGUUGUUUCUUUGGUUGCACGGAAAUGGGUCGGUGAGUCAGGCUUUGAAUUACCAGUUUUCAGCGAGGUCGAAGCCAACGGAGGAGUUUAGGGUUCGAGUCAGAAAGAACUUUACGUUAGUCGGAGGUCAAGCUGUUGGGUUCAGGGACUUGUUUGGCAUGCCGUGGGAUCGUUUCAUGGCCGAGGAUUGUCCCCACUUUAUCAAUGGCGUUCUUCAUCUCCGAGCCGAGCUCUCCAUCGGACACCUUUAG